Messenger RNA from Spirodela intermedia, 736 nucleotides. The record is from the annotation of a GenBank genome assembly. NCBI's taxonomy places the organism in Eukaryota, Viridiplantae, Streptophyta, Magnoliopsida, Alismatales, Araceae.
AUGCGCACACCAGGAGGACCAGCGACAUGCGGAGCCAGUGCUUCACGUUGUCGGCCCUGGCUGCUGUGGGAACGACGGCGACGAGGGCUGCUGCCAGCACAACCGCUGUGACAAGGACAGAUUCGAGUAUAAUAUAAACAGAAAGCCCCAUGUCGAGCGCCGAGCCAAGGUCAAACUCCCUGUGGGAUCCUCACCUGGUGUAUAGUACUUGGCGCAGGAGUCAAUGAUCCUUUGGGUCCUGGACUUGCUGUUCUGGGCCUCCUCCACCAACUUCGUCAUCUUCGCCACGGCGGAGUUCUCAGCCGAGGCAGUGGUUCUUACGGCGACGUAACCUGCCGGGGGGCGGGGUUAACUCAUCGAAUUAGAAUCCUCAAGAAGUCAACGUGGAGACGGCUCACCGUUGAUGUUGAGGGUGCCGGCCCAGACUUGAGACAGGGGAUGCUUGGGGACAGGGAAGGACUCCCCCGUCAGGCUGCUCUCGUCCACCUCGCAGCGCCCGUCCAAGACGACGCCAUCGAUCGGGAUCAGCUCCCCAGCCUUGACGGCGAGGAGGGUGUUGACCUCAACAUCCUUCGCGUCGACCACCUCGCCCGUCUCCGCCAGCACGGCCUUCUGUGGGGCCAUGCUCAUCAGCGCUGACAUCACGGCCGCCGCCUGCGGACCUUGUUGUUAGUCUUGCUCAUGAGGAAUUAAAAAAGGGCCUUCCCGGGCAGGUUGUGCCCGGGGCCGGUGCUAA